Linepithema humile (Argentine ant) is the source of this 3874-nucleotide messenger RNA. Its product is annotated as ubiquitin-protein ligase E3B. Gene Ontology annotation, molecular function: protein binding; ubiquitin protein ligase activity. Lineage: Eukaryota; Metazoa; Arthropoda; Insecta; Hymenoptera; Formicidae. The record is from RefSeq and is a predicted model, not a curated record. Gene Ontology annotation, biological process: ubiquitin-dependent protein catabolic process; protein polyubiquitination.
GAAUCGGUAGAGGCUCAUCAGCUGACGAGAAUGCCUCAAAGAUGUCUUGUUACUAACAGUGAGCGACAACGACGACGCAGUGGUGCGUAGGUGUCCGGGGGUUGUUUGGACCCUACGGGGGUGAAAGACGAUUAAGGGUUUAAGGAUGUUCUGCGCGGAGGGCUCGUCGUCGAAAGGCAGCUUUCUGCAGCAGAAGAAAGCUGCACGCGAGGAUCGGGCCCACGAAAAGCGCAGAGAAGUCGCGGCCACUAUAAUCCAGGCCCACUUCCGCGCUUGGCUGGCACGCGAACGGUUCACUAAGCAAAUAUUAAAAGAGUUUGAUAAGCAUUUUCCCGAUGACAUUGGCACCGACAAUACAACAGUGGAAUUGAAGCCUGCUCUAGAAGUGUACAAAAUCAUUUCUAGAUUUUUGCUAAUAUUUAAAAGAGAUAAGGAUCAAGAGAGAAUAGAGAGAGUGUGUAGAUACCUUGUGCUGACUCUUGAUUCCGAGUCUCCAAAGAUAUCUUACGUGGGAUUGGCGCUCAAUAAGGACUACUACAUAUCAUGGAUUUUACAAAUGAAGACAGUUCUGUACCAUUGUCUUUCUGGCUUGGACAGCCUGAAGCCAGAGAGAGUAUCAGACCACAAAUCGAUAUUGCUGCGACUGCAUACUUUGGUCAGCUUUACGUCUCCGGGAACAUGGGCCAUACAGAAAGUGAAGGGCAUGGACCAACUGAAGACUGGCAUGAAUCAACUGUGUGCGAAUAUCAUGGGCCACUUAGUUAACAAUGGAUUUUACGCCACCAUGCAGGCUCUGUUGAUGAAGGGACUAGGUAGAGCAAAACUUGCUCUGAAACCAGUUGCACUUUCAGCUGCGGUUACUCUGACACUGAGACCACUAAUUUCAUCACAGAUGUCUGACAAGCUGGUGUCUCUCUUUCUAAUUAACAUCUUUAGCGUGCCAGCUCUGGUCCAUCAUUUGAAUACAUUUUCACCAGAGUGCAUUUCAUCGUUCAUAACGAACAAUAUGUUUGCGAGAAGUUUGGAGCUGUUGAAUUCCGAGCAGAAUUUGAGGAUUGUUUUUAACGCUUUGGAAGGUAGCUACGCGCUUUGUUUGCUCGCUAAUUUAAUACAACUGGCAAAUAUCGAGAGGGAAGAAGUACUGAGGGAACUUUGCUUUCCUUCUUUUACGUUUGUUGUGACGAGGAUGCUGGAAGCAUGUCAGCAAUACGUAGUCGCCAAAAAGAGUAACUUGACGCACUGGCAUCCCGUAUUAGGCUGGUUUGCACAGACGAUUGACACCUCAUUGCACGAUGCAACUCCUUUCGUUAAAGUACAACUGGCCUAUCUCUGGACCGGCAGGAUUGUCACGUAUUUAAUUGAGCAGCCACUAAUCGAGCUAGUCGAAAAAGAAGUGCCACCGUCGAUAGAAUACCAAAGCACUUCUUCCGUGGGUGCCAACAUCUUUCGACGUGCGUUUCUAGAAGCUCGCACUAAUAGAAACAACAGUACCAAGAAUUACAGAAAACUGGGCAGUCCUGAGGCUACCAAGAUAGCAUUGAUCUGUUCGCUGUAUCAAACAGCGUUGCAUACGCUUACGCAGAUGAAAAUCGAAAUAUUGACUGGAUUAUGCUACCAAGGUAAAAUUCUAUACCACAUGUGGUUGUUUUUAACUACUCUGGGGCCGCAUUGCGGCCUGAAGACAUUUCUAGACCUCUUGGCAGCCAACACGAAAUGCACGGCGCCCGAAUUUCAAAUGUUGAUACUAUUUGCCGAUUGUAUGACACAUUACGUUACCAUUCUGGAUGACAUGGAGAUGUACGAGCAACAAGAUCCGUUUAAGCUCACAGAUUUCAUCAGCAUGUCCUACUUCCUGAAUCAAUUCUUAUACAAAGCGAUUCUUACUAAUUUAUUCGAUGUCAAGUCGGUAUCCAGCAAUUCCCUGUUUAUCUCGCUUUACAUUCUUUUAAUGGCAAUCUAUCGACGUGACUGCCGCAGAGCGUUCUGUCCAGAUAAUCACUGGUUGGCUAAGGAGGCACGAUUGUCCGGCUUUUUAAUAGACCUAGAGAAGGGUCGACGCGGCGCAGCGCUUUUAUUCUCGAAGAUGCCUCACGUUAUCCCUCAUUCCGACCGAGUCUUAUUGUUUCGCAGGCACAUAGCCGACGAAAAGGCGGUUCUCGGCUUGACUGAGAGUGCUUGUAACAGUCCGCCAACUACACUCAUCAUCGUGCACAGAACGCGAAUAGUCGAGGAUGGGUACAGACAGCUAGCCAUGUUGCCGUCACAAGCAUUGAAGGGUGUGAUCAGGGUGCGUUUCGUGAAUGAGCAGGGCCUGACCGAGGCUGGUAUCGAUCAGGACGGAGUCUUUAAGGAAUUUCUCGAAGAGACGAUAAAGCGAGUGUUUGAUCCAUCCCUGAAUUUGUUUAAAGCCACCAGCGAGAACCGGCUCUAUCCUUCUCCCACAUCCUUUAUGCAGGACAAUCACCUACAGCUGUUCGAAUUUGUCGGGCGAAUGCUUGGCAAAGCUGUUUACGAGGGCAUCGUCGUGGAUGUGCCUUUUGCAUCGUUUUUCGUGUCGCAAUUUUCCGGGCAAACGGGUGGUGCUUUGUACAGCUGGUUGGACGAGCUCGCUUCAUUGGAUCGAGAUCUUUAUCGCAGUUUAACUCUGGUGAAACAUUACAAGGGCGAUAUACAGCAACUAGAGCUGACGUUUUCGCUCGAUGAGGACGUACUCGGUAAAUUGGUCACCCACGAAUUGAUCCCUAACGGACGUACUACUCCCGUGACCAAUCAAAAUAAGAUUCAGUAUAUCCAUCACAUGGCGCACUACAGAAUGUAUCAUCAGAUCAAGGAGCAAACAACUGCCUUCAUUAAGGGAUUCCGCUCGAUCAUCAAUCCCGAGUGGCUGUCGUUGUUCUCGACACCUGAGUUACAGAGAUUAAUCUCGGGCGAUAACGUUCCUUUGGACUUGCAAGAUUUACGAAAGCACACACAAUACUACGGCGGUUUUCACGACAGUCACCGAGUGGUAUGUUGGUUGUGGGAUAUUUUGGAGAAAGAUUUUACAGAAGAUGAAAGAGGAUUAUUCCUAAAGUUUGUGACGAGUUGCUCGAAAUCACCGUUACUGGGUUUCGCUAAUCUGGAGCCACCUUUCUCCAUACGAUGUGUGGAAGUCUGCGAUGAUGAGGACACAGGCGACACAAUAGGUAGUGUAAUCAGGGGUUUCUUCACGAUACGCAAGAAGGACCCGCAAAAUCGACUGCCGACCUCAUCGACGUGCUUCAAUCUGCUUAAACUGCCGAAUUACCAAAAAAAGAGCACGCUACGAGAAAAGCUACGCUAUGCUAUCACCAGCAACACCGGUUUCGAACUCUCGUAGAUGGUCUUGCAAUUCCAUCCCAAAUAUGGAAAGAUGACAAGCAAGUUUAUUUGUGAAUUUGAAUAGAAAUAUCGCAGAACGAUUCGCGACAAAUCGAAAUGAAAUGAAAUUUGAUCAGCAUACAUAAGGAUAAAAAGUUGGCACGAUCAAUACCCCGAGUUGAUUUUAUAAAAUAAUGUUGAAUGCUGCCUAAACCGCCCUUAUCCCGACCUAUAAUUCAUAUCUCGAUAAAGCGCGUCGUUAUUUCAACGUCGUUAUUAUUGAUUUCCAAAUCCGAAUGUUGAAAAGAGAUUUUAGAGGCAUCAUGAUCUUCUUUUGAACAACAUUUCGACUUUGGUACAUAAAUGGAAGAAUGUACAAUGUAAGAAUUAUAUAAUAUGAGCUCGCGAAGAAAUAAUUGUUAGUUAUAUACAUAUAUAUAUACUUAAAAGAAUUUCUUCAUACGACAAGGGCUAAGUAUUUUAGGAUCAAGCUUGAUCACGACGUUUCUUUUUGCGAUUUGGAUACACGCACACA